Messenger RNA from Lagopus muta (rock ptarmigan), 3994 nucleotides. Its product is annotated as programmed cell death 1 ligand 2-like. Lineage: Eukaryota; Metazoa; Chordata; Aves; Galliformes; Phasianidae. Gene Ontology annotation, biological process: positive regulation of T cell proliferation; immune response; negative regulation of T cell proliferation. The record is from RefSeq and is a predicted model, not a curated record. The coding region runs from base 415 to 1383 and encodes 322 amino acids. The transcript is spliced from 9 exons. Gene Ontology annotation, cellular component: external side of plasma membrane.
AUAGGAACAUGAGCUGCUUUGUUCAACAACAGUUUUAAACUGGUUAUGAGAACCAGAUGGAUAGCUGCUGCUAUGCGAACAGGAUACAGCUGUUCUACAUUCUGAAAAUCUUAGCUGUUAUUUGAACCUUGUUCUCCCAGUGGUUGCAUAAAGAUCCUAUAGCUCCAGCAGAGAGUGCCUGUGCCGUUCCCUCUACAACAAAAGCACUGCAAGCACUACCAAUGAGCUAGAUUGGCCUGCCAGGAAAUACCUGUCUGCAGUGAUAGUGAUACCUGCUUGACUUCAGAAGUAGCAAGCAUCAGCAGUUCCAGGAAGCCUUGUACUAAAGUCUUAUACUAAGAUGCUCCUUUCAGCUAAGAAAAGGGAACAAAAUUGAAUUCAGAGUUCAUGCUGUGAAGAGAUCAACCUGAGAAAAUGUUCCAAAUCCUGACAAUGCUGUUGCUGGAAAUGCAGCUCUGCAUGGUUUCAGCUUUAUUCACAGUUGAAGUUCCUCAACAGCUGUAUGUUGUGGAGUAUGGGAGCAAUGUGACCAUGGAAUGUAGAUUCCCUGUGAAUGGCUCAUUGAACCUGGGACUCCUGAGUGUUGUCUGGGAGCAGAAGAGGCAAGGUCAGCUGGAAUCAAGAGAUGUGUACACACUCCGCAAUGGGAAAGCACUUCUUUCAUCCCAACACCACGAUUACAUGGGAAGAGCAGCGCUGUUACACAACGAAUUGAAAUCGGGACGAGCAAUCCUUCAAAUUACCAGCGUCAGGAUCACAGAUGUGGGAUCUUACCUUUGUCUCAUUGACUACCAAGGUGCUGACUACAAGUACAUUACUUUGGAAGUAAAAGCAUCCUACAAGAUAAUAAACACACAGAAAACAAGAAAACGGAAUGAAGACAAGUUUGCUUUCAUAUGCCAGUCAGAAGGCUUUCCUCUGGCAGAGGUAUUCUGGCAAAAUGAAAAGAACUUCAGUCUCAGCGGGUCUGCAAAUACUACCUACACACUGACUGCAGAUGGCCUCUACAAUGUCACCAGCAUCCUGAUAAUCAAUCAAAACAUGAAUGAGAAUUACAGCUGCAUAUUCUGGAAUAAAGAACUGAAUGAAAAUACUUCAGCUUACAUUUACUCUUUAGCUUUAAUGAGUACACAGUCUGGUGGACGAAAGUCCCUGAUCUUAUUUGUUGUCGCCACGUGUGUGAUAGUACUGGUCCUUCUCCCUGCAUUAAUAAUCUUUCAAAAGAGAAAAUUGUUCAAGAAUUGCCGUGCUAAAAAAGACAGGAAAGGAAAAUUGAGCUCUACUGUGACAGAUGAGAACAGAGGCUACUAUAACUCUCAAACAGAGACUUCAUACUUGUCAACUGUCAUGCAUUCUGGAGAAAGCAGGAAUGUGAAUCUGUGAAAAUUCAUCAUCUCACAUGCAGCAAUUUGCAUUUUUUUAUCUGCUUUUGAGGACUUGAGGGAAAAGCUACCACACCAAUUUCAGAUGAACAGAUGAACUCGUGGAUUUGUUGGCACUAGAGCAAUGGACAUCUACAGAUACAGUGCGUAUCUGAAGUUACAAAGAAUUAUGCUGUCAUUCAAUGUGGUCUGCCACUAGGAGAAGGCUUUCUCCAGUUCUUUUUAUUCCCUUUAUUCUAGAACUUACUGUGGCUCAAUGAAAUGUAGUUCAGUGAGUACUUUUGUUAAGUGGUACGGACUCAAGAAUGUUGCUUGGAUUCAAACAUCUUGAAGGAAUUUGAAUAAAAGCUAUAUAUGCUGCCCUAUAUAUAGACACCUUUCAUGUAGAGAGUGUUACAUGCUAGUAUCUCAUUUCCAAACUUUCCAACAUACUAAACUGGAAAUUACCACAAGUACCCAACAGUAUUUCACACAACUAAUGACAGAUCAAAGUACAGCCAGAACUAAAACCAAAACCAACCAAAUAACAAAAACAAAACAAAACAAAACAAAAAAAAAAAAACCACAGUAAAACAGCGCUAUAUCAGAGAAGACAAUAUUAAUGCACAGUCUCUGUAUAGAUAAGCCAGAUGAAAAUCUAUGAACUGUGAUGCUGCAGCAACAUAAAAAUAAGGAAUUUUUCAUUUGAGAUUAUUACUCAAAAUAAUUUUUGGGGAGAGGAAUGUAGAAGCAAAAGUGAAAAUGUUGUUCAGCCAGAUUUUUCAGAUAAUGUUUAAAUGGUAAUUUUAUUUUCAGAGGAAGAUAUGAAUUUUCUAUAUUCUAGGCACAUAAUUGUUUAUUUCCCAUUUGUAGUAAUGCCUAAAAAAACUUUACUUAACUCUGAAUAUCCUGCAUCUUGGGCACAGUUUGCACAGUACCAGUUCUGAAAAACCACACAGCAGGAAACAAUGUUUUGCUUCUUAAAUAGUCAUCAAACAGUGAAUCACAGGCACUGAGUUGGAUUUGGCAUGUUAUUUUCAAAGAGCACUGGCUCUAGUGAAUUGCCUUUUCUCCGAAGACAGAUGCAGAAUCAUAGAAUCAGAGAAUGACUUGGAUUGCAAGUGACCUUAAACAUAAUCUAGUUCCAAAUUCCUGCAGUAGGUGGGAUUAGCCUCCAACUAGAUCAGGCUGCCCUGAGUCUCAACAAACAUUGAAUACCUCCACAACUUCUCUGGGCAGCUUGUUCUAGUGCCUCACCACCAUCUGAGUGAAAAAUUUCCCCCCAAUAUCUAAUCUACAUUUCCCCUGGACACAGAGCUGUUGGCCACAACCCUCUGCUUGUGACCAUCUCACCAGUUAUUUAUCCACCAAAUAGUCCACCCUUCAAAUCCAUAUCUCUCCAAUUUAGAGAUAAGGCUGUGGUGUGGGAAAUAUAACAAGACAGUAACAUCACAUAUCACAGAAUCACAGAAUUGUAGGGCUUGGAAGGGACCUCCAGAGAUCAUCGAGUCCAACUCCCCUGCCAAAGCAGGUUCCAACACAUUAUAUACUAUAUACCAGACUAUAACGUAACAAGAUGAAAAAGAAGUGCUUACACGGAAACUAUUUCUGACAUUAUUCUGAAGAGCACUGUCUGCUUCACCAAAAAAACCCACUGUAUCAGUAAAAUCAAGAUUUUUUUCAUAGUUCUUUGGAUAUAGACAGAAGCUGCUUCUCCAGUGACACUUGCAGUUAUUCACACUAGCACACAGCUGACCUACUGCAGCAAAGGAUCUGAAAGACAGCAUUUAUUUCCUCUCCAUGAUAGCUGAUCUUAAAAAAAGGAGGACUGAUGUUGAUUUUACUUGGGAAAGAGGAAAAAUGUUUGUCCUUAUCAUCACGUCAGCUUGGAUAUCUGGGAUAUCUGUGUAUUGUAUCUUUAAAUACUCAGUUGUCACCACUGGAUUCAGCUGAGCAGAAUGCACACAAGUCUUGCCACAUCCUUGCUGAUAUGAGAAAUCGGAUAGAUGUCAGUGAAUCAGAGGCAGCUUCUCAAAGUAGUGCUUAGCUUGCAGUGUUUAGCAGCUUGGGAACUGCCCUAGCUUGCAGUAUUUGGCAAUAGUUAAGGGUCAGUAUACAUACAGUAUAGAGAUUUCUCUCCAUGACAGAUUCAUACUCCACUGGGAAUCACAAGACCCUUCUGUUAGUCACUGUGCAAACUCUAGCCCCUGUAAGGACUUCGGGUUUUUUUGUUUGUUUGUUUGUUUGUUUUCCAUUCCUUUCUCAUAUCCAUAAAAUGGAAGUAAUUUGAGCUGAAUUUAUGUGGAUGAACAUAAAGCAUGUGCCACAGAAUUUGAAAUUUGAUUAUGGAUUAUUGUUCCUUACUGAAUGAAAGUCAUCCUGUUACUAUAUUACUCUUCUAAGUAAAUUUUGCCUUGAUGUGGGUAGGGGCUAUUGUACUUCUUGCAUGUUUUUACAUAACAAACAGUCCCUGGUUUUACUUUUCAUAGGAACCAAUUACAUAUAUACUGGCAUUCCUAGACAGAGGCAGUACAGCUUUUUACUACAAUUCUGUGUCCUAUCCACUCCAUUUUAUAUGGAAGGAGCAGUUUUACUACUUAUUGUUAAGAACCAUAAAAAUAUCAAAAAAUGUG